GUGAUCAUCACAUUCAGUGAUCCCAAGAGUUAACCCAAACACUUCAAACAAAACUCUGAAAUCAAUUCAAUAAUAUAAUUAUAUGGGUUCAAUGGCUAGUGAGAACUUCAGCAUUGAGCUUGACCACCUCAAUGCUUCUGCAAAUUACGAUGGCAGAAGAAAGGAGAGAGCUCAAUGGCUUCUUGACUCUCCUCAACCCCCCACUCUAUGCCAAGAACUCAUCACUUCCCUUAAGGCCACUGUUCUCCCAAAUGCAAACACCCUCUCAUCUAAAACCCAGAAAACCCCAUCUGGGUUUGCUGUUUCUUUCCUUCAAGGCCUGUUCCCAAUCCUGAAAUGGGGCAGAAACUACAAGGCAACCAAGUUCAAGAAAGAUUUAAUGGCCGGCCUCACUCUUGCCAGCCUUUGCAUUCCCCAGAUACGAGUGUUGUCCCGCCUUUAAUAUACGCUUUCAUGGGGAGUUCGCGUGAAAUAGCCAUUGGCCCCGUUGCUGUUGUAUCUAUGUUGCUGUCUGCAAUGGUUUCCAAGGUUGUGGAUCCUGCACAGGAUCCUAUUGCUUACAGAAACAUUGUUUUCACUGUCACCUUCUUCGCUGGUAUUUUCCAGGCAGUGUUCGGAUUGUUCAGGUUGGGGUUUCUUGUGGAUUUUCUCUCACACGCUGCCAUAGUGGGGUUCAUGGCGGGUGCAGCCAUUGUAAUUGGUCUCCAGCAGCUCAAGGGGCUGCUGGGGAUCAACCAUUUCACCACCAAGACUGAUGUGGUGUCUGUCUUCAAGGCUGUUUUUAAUUCAUUCCAUGAGCCAUGGUCUCCUUUCAACUUCCUGAUUGGCUGUGCAUUCCUAAUCUUCAUCCUAAUCACAAGAUUCAUUGGCAGAAGGAACAAGAAAAUGUUUUGGUUACCAGCACUUGCUCCUCUUUUAUCUGUCAUAUUAUCCACAUUGAUUGUGUACCUGAGCAAAGCGGACGAACGGGGGGUUAAGAUUGUGAAGCAUUUCAAAGGGGGACUAAAUCCAAGCUCAGUUCAUGAUCUGCAGUUUAACAGUCCUCAUCUUGGGGAAUCUGCAAAAAUAGGACUAAUAUGUGCCAUCAUUGCCCUCACUGAAGCGAUUUCUGUUGGCCGAUCAUUCGCUUCAAUUAAAGGCUACCAGCUUGAUGGCAACAAGGAAAUGCUAGCCAUAGGGUUCAUGAACAUCAUUGGAUCUUUAACUUCUUGCUAUGCUGCCACAGGUUCAUUUUCAAGAACAGCUGUGAAUUUCAGUGCAGGCUGCGAAACCGUCGUCUCAAACAUAGUCAUGGCAGUGACAGUGCUGAUCUCCCUGGAACUGCUGACCAAAUUCAUGUACUACACUCCCUUAGCCAUCCUUGCCUCCAUUAUCCUGUCUGCACUCCCAGGCCUAAUCGAUCUUCGGGGCGCUUACCAUAUCUGGAAGGUGGACAAGAUGGACUUCCUUGUCUGCACUGGUGCCUUCCUUGGAGUGCUGUUUGGAUCAGUGGAAAUCGGGCUUCUUGUCGCGGUUGGGGUUUCAUUUGUUAAGGUUGUUGUGGAUGUGAUUCGACCUAGUAUACAAGUACUAGGAAGGCUUCCUGGGACAGAAAUCUUUUGUGAGAGAGCUCAGUUCCCAGCUGCAACUGCAAUUCCAGGCAUCUUUAUUGUCAGAAUCAAUUCCGGGUCUAUAUGUUUUGCCAAUGCUAACUUCAUUGUAGAAAAGACCCUGAGAUGGGUAGCAGCAGCUAAUGACAUUGAAAAAAACAGCUUGGAGAGGGUUCGUGUUGUGGUCUUGGACAUGUCCAAUGUGACCAACAUUGACACCUCGGGUAUCAUAGCCUUAGAAGAGCUGCAUAAGAAUUUUGUUUCGCAAGGGACCCAGUUAGCAAUGGCGAAUCCAAGGUGGAAGGUGAUAGAGAAACUGAAGGCGGCGGAAUUUGUGAACAAAGUUGGAGGAGGGUGGGUUUUCCUCACGGUGGCGGAUGCGGUGGAGGCUUGCCUUCAUCUCAAAAUGCUUGCUUUCACCAAUCGUUGAUGUCAUGCCUUUAUGCCACUAUAUUAUAUUGCUGUUGGCUUUCUAUUAUUGUCCGGAUUUUGCAGUAAUUUAUUUAAGUAUAUAGUUUUGUUGCACUUAAUUAUAUGAUUGCCAAUAAAUGAUGUAAUUGUGAGAUUUUAAUCUUUGCUAUCAAAGUAAAGAUUAAUAUUUAUCUUCUCCCGGUCAGCUGUCUCAUCUAAUAAAGGUGUCUACAAUUCAGCGAGAAAUUA
Messenger RNA from Ipomoea triloba (trilobed morning glory), 2249 nucleotides. RefSeq names its product low affinity sulfate transporter 3-like. The record is from RefSeq and is a predicted model, not a curated record. Gene Ontology annotation, cellular component: membrane. Gene Ontology annotation, biological process: transmembrane transport. Gene Ontology annotation, molecular function: secondary active sulfate transmembrane transporter activity. NCBI's taxonomy places the organism in Eukaryota, Viridiplantae, Streptophyta, Magnoliopsida, Solanales, Convolvulaceae. The coding region runs from base 337 to 2019 and encodes 560 amino acids. The transcript is spliced from 11 exons.